GGCCGCGGGGCUCUGGAGACCUGCGGUCUGGAGCGGAUUUUGGAGGCACUGAAGCUGCUCCUGAGCCCGGGAGGAUCGGGCUCGAGUUCACUACAGAUCACAAAACAUGACGUCUUGUUAGCUACCUUACGAUCUAAUCUGUCUGCUUUGGAGGACAAGUUUCUGAAGGAUCCUCAUUGGACGACAUUGAAAGACCUGAGAGAUGAAAUAGCCGGGAGGGCAGAAUGUCUGCCAAACUCUGCGGAUGUCACCUGGACUUUUACUUCGCAAACCUUGUUGUUGCUUUUGUGCUUGAAAGAAGCCAUGCUUCGCCUUGCAGCAGGUUUCCGUCCAGGUGAACCCAACCCUAGCACUCCUGAAGCUGCUCCUGCCCUGAGCCCCGAUACACUUAGUAUCUCACAGCAGAAGACCGUCCAAUCGGUUUUGCAAUUUGUGGUCACUCUAGGCGUCUGUCCCUAUCUCAUGCCUGGUGUUGGAAUCCCUUUGAGGUGCAGGACUGAUUUUGGCGCCGUCAUUCAAGACGUGGUACACCUCGAUGUGCCUCCGGAUGCCACCCGGAGACUGUACACCACCUGUCGGCUGCUCCUAAACGUCGCUCAGCACGCCUCUCUCGGGAGCUUGAUUUUCUGCCGCCAUUUAGGGGACAUUGCAGCAGGAUUGUGCCAGCUGGGCUUCUGCCCUACCAAAAGAAAACCUCUAAAACCUGUGGAAGAAGCCAAGGUUUUAAAUGAAGAGGAAAGAGCUCUCUGUAAGGGGGCCUUGAGGGACAUCUUGGAUCAAGUGUAUCAGCCACUAGCAGUCCGAGAAUUACUUAUCCUCCAGGGAGGACCACCCGAGCCAUGCCCAGGUAGGAAGACACAGUUUGGGUCUCGGGCCCCAGCCUGGCUUCGGCGUCUUUGUGGGCAGCUGCUCUCUGAGCGGUUGAUGAGACCCAGUGGUGUUCAGGCAGUUGUCCGGGGCAUUUUGGAAGGAGCAGGAGCGGGGGCAGCUGGCGGGAGUGAUGCUGAGGUGAUGGCUGCUGACUGGAAGAAGUGUGACUUGAUCGCAAAGAUUUUGGCCUCUUGUCCCCAGCAGUCUCUUUCCCCAGAGAGUUACUACAAGGACAUCUGCCCUCAGAUUCUGGAUCUGUUUCACUUCCCAGACAAGUUGACAGCUCGGCAGUUUCAGAGGAUAGCCACCACUACCUUUAUUACCAUAUCAAGAGAACGCCCACAACUGGCGGCUGAGUAUUUGCUGCAGCCAGUGCUGGCUCCUCUUCAUCGAUGUCUGAAUACAGCAGAGUUGCCAGAGCGGGACACGGCACCAGGAACCAUUUUGGUGACAGAAGAAGAGCUUAGCCGAUGUCUUGAGGAUGUAUUUAAGGUGUACGUGGUCGGGAAUGAACCUCUGACCGUCUUGCUGGAUUCCCUCCUUCCCGUCCUGGGAGUGCUCUUUUCUCUCUACUGUUUCACCAAGCAGAGCGUGUCUCACAUAAGGUCACUUUGCCAAGAGAUUCUAUUGUGGACUCUGAAGAACCUGGAAAAGAAGAAGGCAGUUGCCAGCCUGAAAGGAUUUGCAGGGUUGGACAAACGUGUGCCCUCUCUCCAUUCUCUGUGUCGGUUUAGAGCUGCCAAUCACGGUGGCAUUAUGAUUACCAUCCAAGAGGCCAUUAGUGAGGAAGAUGAGGAUGAAGCCCUGUACCAGAAGGUGUCCUCAGAGCAGUGCCAGGUGGAGCACCUUGGGGACUUGCUGGUCCAGUGUCAGGAAUGUGGUUUGGCAGGAGACUUCUUCAUUUUCUGCCUCAAGGAGUUGACUCAAGUGGCUGUGGAAAACAAAGCAGAGUUCCAUACUCAGCCCUUCUCUAGCAAGAGCCUCUUGGACCUGGAGCAGCACCACACCUUGCUCGUGGAUGGCCAGGCGCGGAAGCUGCUGGUCCUGCAGCUGACGGCACUUCUCUGCGAGAGGCUGUCGGAGCAGGUCUUCACAAACAUCACUCAGGUGGUGGACUUUGUAGGAGCAACUCUGCAGAGAGCAUGUGCAAGCUUGGCCCAGCAGGCGGAGAGCCCCGUGGAAUCACAGACGCUGAGCAUGGCCAUGGGGCUGGUGGCUGUCAUGUUGGGAGGAGCUGUUCAGUUGAAGUCCAGCGAUUUUGCCAUCCUGAAGCAGUUGCUGCCUCUGCUAGAGAAGGUCUCCACCACCUACCCUGACCCUGUCAUCCAAGAGCUUGCUGAUGACCUGCGCAUCACCAUUGCUACCCAUGGAGCCUUUUCCACGGAGGCUGUCAAUGUGGCUGCCCAGAGUACCCUGAACAAAAAAGAUCCAGAAGGGAAAAUAGAAACCAACCAGGAGAGGUCCACUGAUGUUGCGAGGAGCCACUUGGAGCAACAGCAAAGCAGUGCGAACUCUAGCCACCAAGCAGGCCGAAAACCUGCUCAUGCCCCACUCAUUCCUCAGGAAGCCAGCAAAGCAAGCACCACUGUGGGCCAGAGAUCUCAAUGUAUCCCCUCAGAGGAGCUCCAGGAGGUUCUUUUAUCAGCUUACGAUCCUCAGAUUCCAACCCGCGCUGCUGCUCUGAGAACGCUUUCUCACUGGAUAGAGCAGAGAGAAGGAAACAUCCUUGAGAUAAAAGAGAAGCUUCUCAAGAUAUUCUUGGAGAACUUGGAGCAUGAAGAUACCUUUGUAUAUCUGUCUGCUAUUCAAGGGGCUGCCCUACUGGCAGAUGCAUACCCUGAGAAAAUCUUACUUGGCCUUUUGGCUCAGUAUGACAGUAGAAAGGAUAAGCACACGCCAGAGACCAGAAUGAAGGUCGGGGAAGUCCUGAUGCGAAUUGUCAGAGCAUUGGGAGAUAUGGUCGCAAAGUACCGAGACCCUCUGGUGCACACCUUCCUGAGGGGAACGCGAGAUCCAGAUAGUGCUCACAGGGCCAGCAGCUUAUCCAACCUUGGAGAGCUGUGCCAGAGGCUGGACUUUCUGCUGGGCGCCAUGAUUCACGAGGUAACCGCUUGCCUGACCGCUGUGGCUAAAACAGAUCGGGAUGUCCAAGUGCGCAGAGCUGCCAUCCAUGUGAUUGUGCUGCUGUUUCGGGGACUCAGCCAGAAAGCUACAGAGGUGCUGAGAGAUGUCCUCAAGGAUCUCUACCACCUGCUGAAGCACGUGGUGCGCUCGGAGCCGGAUGAUGUGGCCAGGCUCCAUGCCCAGUUGGCCCUGGAAGAACUGGAUGAGAUCAUGAGAAACUUCCUGUUUCCGCAGCAAAAGCUGGAGAAGAAGAUCGUGGUCUUGCCAUAAUUAGACCCACAAGCAGCCAGAGCAGUUCCCAGGCCGUCCAGCAGGUGGCCCCACUGCCUCUUUGGUGCUGGCAAUAUGGCUGACGCUGGCCUGGACCUUCUAACUCUGGCCAAUUGUAGCUUCAAGUUGACCUUCUGGAAACAUCUCUGUAGCCACCCUGCAAUUGACAGACACGGAUUUAUAUGUCUCAUUACUCUGUCCAUUUUACACUGCCCUGUGGCAUUUAGAGAGGGACACUUGCCUAACGGAGGUGUGUUUUGAAAUACCUGAUGGAAUCUGAUGAAGUGGCCUUGCUCUUAUGAUUUGAGUAAAAGAGGUGGUCUCCGGGUGUCAGAUGCCUUGCUCUCUGUGAUGAGAGGACUCUAGGUUGUGAGGUGAGGGCCAGGCCAAGCUAGUCAUCCUUGGCUGCUGCAGAGGCCACUCGGAGUUUGUAGAUGCAGGCAGAGGUAGGGGAGGCAAGGAAAUUGUUAGCAAAUCACACAAAAUGGAAUGAAAUGCUCUUGCCUGGGAAGACCAAAGGUCUGACUCAGGCCCUCUGCUGUUGAGAUGGAAAGCUGUGGAGUUGAGAAGGUUUUGAUCCCCAGAGAAGAGAAUCCAGCUAGUUGUAUCUUCCAAAGAAAGGUAAGCCCCGGGCCUAUUCUCCCUGAUCAUCUUCUUUCCCUUCCUCUGCCUCUGAAUAGAGCAGCCCUGACUACCAGGAGGAGAGAGGCACACGCAUCUCUGAUGCGAGUUUGCGCCCUGCAUCCAGUGCUGCUGUACAAAGAGGAAGGCUCAGACGAAGGGUUAGUGUGAAAAUGCAUGCUGGAAAUGAUGGUGCAAACUGGUGACCAGAUGCCAGCUUUAUUAAACUGAUUUCAGAUGUAACGUACACCUAUAUAGAUUUUUGGCUACUGCACUUUGAUUGCAGCUUAAAGUGAUGACAAAAGGGAGAAACAGUCUAGCUGCUUCAGGCAAGCCCCUGACACCUUGAUAAGCCUUCCCACAGCCCCUUGGUCAGUGACCGGCUUUGUAGGCUUUGAAGGACUCAGUGAGGAAUUCUGUCACAGGUGGUAUGUUGUGCCCAAGCUCUCAAGAGACUGAAGGAUCUCUCGAUAGACACACACAUCUCCAGCCAACAGGAUCAUUCUCCCUGGUGUGAUUUACAAAUGCAUGCUCAGCGCUGAGCUUUUGAGGUGAUCAUCUCUUCAAAGAACCCAAAUUACACACAAUUAACAGACCACAAGUUGGCUUAGUGUACAAAGACUUAGGACAAAGGCAGAUACUUUAAUUUUUUUCAGGUAGAUAUUUUUACCUGUAGCAGGAGAGCUGUCUUCUUUUCCAUCCUCUAGCUCAAGGAUAUCUAGAAAAUCAGGCUCGGUGUUUUCAAGUCAGAGGAGAAUCUCCUUUGGACCAGAUAAGUGUAUGCUAAAACUUCUUGUUCCUUGCCUUCCUUUAGUGAAACUUCAUCCAGUCCACCUCAGAGAAUCCGAAUGAAUGUGCAGGCUGGAAUGAUUGAUUUAGUGUACAGUUUCUUAUGCAUUAAAUACACUCUACUUCCAAGGACAUAUCUUGAUUGAUCACCACGCUUAGCCUGAGAAACUCUCUAGUCUAAAAACCUAGUUUCUAUGUGCAGUUUCACAAAUAUUCCCAGUCCAUUUAUUUCCCUUUAUAUCACCUUUUAAUUGGAACUAUUUGGCAAGUGGCUAGAAACAUUUGUUGUUUGCUGAUUUUGAUGGGCUCAGUGUCAGGGAGUGACCUUUUUUCUAACCUUGUUACCAAAUUCAAAGGAAAAGAUACCUUACUUUAAUCUUCAUAAACAUGACAAAAUUCAAAAUUAUGAAAGAUAUCUUUCAUAUAGAUAUGUGUGCAAUGCAGUGAUUACUGAAUGUGACUCUUCUAGCCACAGUAUUUGUCACUUCCACUAAACCACAUUUGUGUGUGCUCCUGGUGGGUGUGGGUAAGAAGGUGGGGGAAGAUACUGAUCGGGUUAUGAUUCGGCUGUGAGUGAUUGCUAACAAGGUUCAUUGUGAUUGUCAUCCUGUGGAGUAUGAAAAUGAGCCAUCUUAGUGCUUGCUUUGGCAGCACACAUACUAGAACUGGAACAAUACAGAGAAGAUUAGUAUGGCCCCUGCACAAGGGUGACACGCAAAUUCAUGAAGUAUUCCAUAUUAAAAAAAAAUCUUAGAAGCAGGAGUCGGGGUGGGGGAGUGGAUCUUAUUACCAGCAAAAGUGAAGGCCCAGGAAGUAGAGUGUGUCCUUUGGACUCCAAAAUUCCCAUGCACUGAACUGCCUUGGAGCAGGAGUGGCAGCAGCAGAAUCCAGAGCCAGAGUAUGAAACACAGAAAAUGGACUUCCAGCUCACAGAGCAACUAAAUGCUUAGUGCCUUCAGGCAGGGGUCUGGCUUGUAGAGUAGGAUGCCUCCAGGCACAUAACUGGAGGAGCUAGGUUUGCCGACCCACAGGCUUGUGGCAGAGCAGUGUGUCCUUUGGGCAUGUAUUGGCUGUCCUAAAAGGGUUUUUGCAACAUUGUACAAUCAGGGAAAAGGCCAUUGGGUAUGUGGCUGGGGGGGGUCAAAGGCCAGAGAGCUGCCUGCCUGCAGAUGUGGCAGAAAAGAGUCCGUCCUGUCUGAACAAUUGUAUCCUGGGCACGUGUAACCUGUUAACUUCCUUAAUAAACCCCUUAAUCGUGA
Echinops telfairi (small Madagascar hedgehog) is the source of this 5933-nucleotide messenger RNA. It is a transcript of the gene TANGO6, whose product is annotated as transport and golgi organization 6 homolog. The transcript has 18 exons. Gene Ontology annotation, biological process: protein secretion. The record is from RefSeq and is a predicted model, not a curated record. NCBI's taxonomy places the organism in Eukaryota, Metazoa, Chordata, Mammalia, Afrosoricida, Tenrecidae. The annotation marks the transcript as partial.